CCGAGGAAAAUAUCCAGGAAAUGAAGAAAGAGCUCGAUUCGCUUUUGCAAACAGCUGAGAAGGCCUUUACGGUGGAGCUGCUGAAGAUGCCUGUUGCGAUCAGGAAAAUGAAGAGAAAAGACUUGCUUAAUUUGCGAGGAGGGGAGGAAAUGGCUCUUGCUGCUGCAGUGACUGACUGCUCUCUAGAAGACGUACCAAAUCCAAAACAGUUGAGGACCAACAGCAAAAAAGUUAAGGUAACUACAAUUGUUGAAUAUGAAGAUGCCAAGCAUAUUUCUGCAAAGAAAAUAUCUAAAAAAGUUUCCAAAACAAAGUCGUUGGUUUCAUUGGCCUCUGGUUUAAAUAGCAAACUGAACCCUCUUUCUAGGUCUGUUCACUCUUCUGCAAGUGUGACUGAGGCCAUGAAGUCUCUUGCUUCUGAUUGCAGUGCCACAAAUUUCAAAGCCAUGCCAAAGGUAUCUAAAAGUGCUGGACUACAACAGACUGCCUCAAGAACUGUACCUACCAGUGGAAGAGUUCAAAGCAUGUUACUAAGAAGUAAAUCAGUACCCCAAGAUAAAACUGUUCCGUUUGUAAACAUUCCCCUGGCUGAUGGACAGACACUCUGUACGGCUGGUGGAGACCUCCAUAAUAUUGAUGUGCAACUACUAAAUCAAGAUACAGUACAGCAUAUUCAUAACUUAGUGAGUGAGCUGACUGUACUAUGUGGAAAGGCAACAGCUAAACUGAGUUAACGGAACUUGUGACUACAGAAUAUUUGUGACAGCUCUUUCUUGCUGCUUCAAAGUGUUUAGAGAAUGUCUAUGUCUUAAUAAAGCUGUAUACUGCUCAGUAAAUGUUUUUUAUGUAAAGCUU
Messenger RNA from Leptosomus discolor (cuckoo roller), 855 nucleotides. The record is from RefSeq and is a predicted model, not a curated record. Lineage: Eukaryota; Metazoa; Chordata; Aves; Leptosomiformes; Leptosomidae.